AUGUUUAGGGCGACGUCGAAAACUGUACGGGUCAAGGGAAUAUCUCCACAUUUGAAUCGGGAAGAGUUUUUAGAGAAAGCAGAGUAUUGUUCACGCGACCUGCGCCGGCCAUGGCCCCAGUCAGUCAAUCUUGGUAAUUCUAAGAUAUCUCUUGUGAUUGAACAAGAGGAUCAAGUGGGGACAAUCACCUUGCCCUCGCUCAAGCACAAAGAGGAAGCUUUAAAGUACCACAACACAGAAUGGGAAUUUGAUGACAAUUUCAACGGCAUUACAACUCUGUAUUCAUCAGACGACCCAGAGGUAGAUGUUUGCGCUGUUCAUGGUCUGAACGGAAAUGCAUUUGAUAGUUGGGUAGCCAUCAAAAGCCAGAAGAUGUGGCUACGCGAUAUGCUGCCACUGUCAAAACCUUUUGACAAAGCUCGCAUCAUGACAUUUGGAUACAGCUCUCGUCUGCGCGAUAGAGGUAAUCUCUCUGGAAUCACUGUCUGGUCACAAGAUCUGCUUCGAAGCGUCAGCAUCCUUAGAAAAACCAAGAAAGAAAAAGAGCGCCCUAUUUUGUUUGUGUGUCAUUCGAUGGGAGGUCUUGUUGCUCGCCAGGCAAUGGUAGAGUUAGAUAAAUACGGAAGCCAACCGGAAUAUGGUGGGAUUAUUCCUGCAAAAUGUGCUCUGCUGUUCUUGAGCACCCCUCAUUCUGGCUCACUCGAAGCUGACUGGAAUGACUUCCUGACUGACAUCGCCCAACUAACUAUGGGUGUGCGAAAAGAAAUCGUGAAGACACUUGGGAGUUUUAACCCCAUGUCAACUGAGAGUCAGAGAGAAUUUAUGAACAUGAACAUCAUACCCCCAUUUGACGCGUUUUUCGAGACUCGGGUGACUUCUGUUGCCAGGAUUAUUCACCGACAGAUUGUUACACAGCAGUCUGCCAGCCUGUCAAAUUGUACAGCGAAGGGAAUGCCAGAUGUUGAUCACAACACAAUAUGCAAAUUUGAGUCAAAAUUUGGAGGGUUUGAACAAGUGAAACCAUGGGAUUCCCCACCCAUUGCAUCCAACUCAUUCCUACCCGUCGGUAAAAAGUUCUUCGAAGGCAAGGGCUUGAAGCGAAACCCAAAAACGCAAGGUCGGCAAGUAGAUAUGAAUAAUCUUGCCGAUUCUGUUGAGAAAUUAGAUAGGAAUGAUUACUCAUCUCUUGUAAUGACAGGCAUAGGGGGUAUUGGGAAGACGACGGCUGUACUAGAAAUCGCUCGUAAAAAUAAAGACCGACGUAAUAUAUUUUUCGUGCACGCCACCGAUGGAGAGUCAUUGAGAAAGGCAUAUCUUGAUCUUGCAAUGCAAAUAGGCCAUGAGUAUUUGCUUAAAGACUACCAAGGCCGAGAUCUGUAUAACAUUUGGAGGAACAACACUUCCGAUGAAAAGAUUGAAAGAUUCAAGAAAUGGUUGGGUGACGAAGAGAAUGAAAGUGCCCUGCUCAUUCUUGACGAUAUUGACGGGAUGAAAGACUUUGGUCGAAAUCCUUUCGCUGACAUCCCUGAACAAGCAAGGAACAUCUUGUUGACAACAAGGAAUCCCAAUAUCCGUCUACGAGACGACUGCAAGACUAUCAAGUUGAAUGACAUGAAGAUUGAUGAUAUUGUGACUAUCUUGAAAGAGGUCCGAUUGUUGGAAGAUGAAGACACACAAGACUUUCUCGACCUAAAUAAUUAUGAUGUCUUACUCUCUAUUGCUAAAGCAGUUCAUGCACAUCCACUUGCUGCCUGUAUAGCCAUGAAAUAUAUCAUCCAGGUUCAGUCUCUUGACGAUUACAUGUCCGCUGGCCAGGAUUUUGUUUCCAUGCUUUCUGGCCCAGACCACAAAGCACGAUUGACAUUUCUGCAAUACAAGCCACAAAUACCCUCUAUUAUGGAAACAUUUAUCGUAUCCAAGGAGCGCCUAUCUCAUCCUCAAGGUCCGGCUUGGUCAUUGAUGGAAGUGCUCAAUCUUCUUGAAACGGAUGAAUCCAUUGUUGACUUCAAGAAAUUCUUCGGAUUCUCAAACAUUGAGAAUAUAGAAGAAUUUCCAGACGUUGAUAUUCUUGGUUUGCGGAAAGAGGGCAUAAUGCCUUUAUUGCAUCAGAUUGAAGAAGUUUCUUUUAUGGAAAGAACCAGGCGUUCGAAGCCUCUUUGUAUCCAUCCUCUCUGGGCCGAAUGCACUCGCCAAUUGAUGGGAAUACACCGCAUGAUAAGUUUGAUGAGACAAGUUUUGACAAUCUUUUAUUACUCGACAACUGCGGUUUCUGGCGAUACUGACGGAGGAGAAAGUAUGAGUUGUCACUACUAUCCACACAUCAAGCAUUGUAUGAAGAUUUGCGGGAGUUUUGGCAUCAGUGUAUCGAGCUUGAAAAUGCAGAAGGAGAUUGACAUGCUAGUUCAUAGAUUGUCGACUCGACGUUGA
Molecule: messenger RNA, 2427 nt
Organism: Botrytis porri
Lineage: Eukaryota; Fungi; Ascomycota; Leotiomycetes; Helotiales; Sclerotiniaceae
Exons: 8
Coding region: 1-2427 (808 amino acids)
Molecular function (GO): ADP binding
Source: RefSeq, a predicted model, not a curated record